Molecule: messenger RNA, 3039 nt
Organism: Lathyrus sativus (Indian pea)
Lineage: Eukaryota; Viridiplantae; Streptophyta; Magnoliopsida; Fabales; Fabaceae
Source: the annotation of a GenBank genome assembly
AUGGAGUGCAACAAGGAUGAGGCUCUGAGGGCAAAAGAAAUUGCUGAGAAUAAAUUGCAGACUGGCGACUUUGCAGGGGCACUGAAGUUUGCUUCGAAAGCUCGGCAACUGUUUCCUGAUACCCAGAACAUCACUCAGAUCAUUACUAUUUGUGAGGUUCACUCUGCUGCACAGAACAAACUCUUUACGUCUGAUAUGGACUGGUAUGGAAUUCUUCUAACUGAAAAAUUUGCUGAAGAAGCAACGAUAAAGAAACAGUAUAGAAAACUCGCGCUGCUACUUCAUCCUGAUAAAAAUAAAUCUGCUGGGGCAGAGGCUGCUUUCAAGUUGAUUGUGGAAGCUAACAGAGUAUUGAGUGACCCAGCAAAGCGUUCUUUAUAUAACAUGAAGGUUAGCCGCCUUGCUGGAAUUAAAGCACCUCAGGCUUCGUCCCAUCACCAUAAUAGUUUUCAUUCACAGUUCCGUACUCAAAAUUCGAAUUUGAAUCAGAAGGAGACAUUUUGGACAUCAUGCCAACAUUGUAAUACUAAGUACGAGUACUACAAAAACAUUAUAAAUGCUACCUUGCAUUGUCGACAAUGUUUUAAACUCUUCAAAGCUCAUGAUAUAGGGUCACCGGUUGCACCGUCAGGACAUACAUCAUCAUUUUACAGACAAAAAGAUACUCCAAAUCAGGUGCCACCAAAAGAAGCAUCACAAAGUAAUGGUGGAAAACCUUAUGGUAAAGGACCGGAGGACAAGUUUGUGCCCUCUCGUCCUGUAUCAACAAAACGUGGGGCUGGAGACGGGGUCUCUAGUAAAUUUCAGAAGAGUAAAGAUGGCCAUGGGGCCUCUUGUAAGGUUCCGAAGAGUAAAGAUGGCCAUGGUACUGCAGGGGUGACAAAGGCUGCUGCUGGAACUUCCAACCAUGCUACAUCUAAGGCCAAGCAAUCACGAACCCAAGCAAAUGUUGGAAAUAAGAGAGCAAGGCAGUCAGCAUCAGCAGAUUCAGUGAAUGGAAAUGGCAGGAAAGUUAGCAAUGUUCAAGAAAAGGGUGUUGAUCCAACUAGUUUCACUGCUGAUGUGGCUGGUCAGAAUGGAGAGACGAGAAACAAAACAAACGGCCAACCUGAAAAAACAGCUUUAAGGAAAAAAGCGAAAGUUGAGCAAUUGAAUCCAAAAAGAAAGGAGACAUCCAAGCCCAAUAUUAUAUUCUGUCCUGAUCCAGAAUUCAGUGAUUUUGAUAAGGUUAGGAUAGAGGAUUGUUUUGCUGCUGAUCAAUACUGGGCUAUUUAUGAUGAUACUGAUUCUAUGCCAAGAUUCUAUGCUCGCAUCAAGAAGGUACACUCCCCUUUCAAACUGGAAUAUACUUGGCUGGAACCAAAUCCAGAUCUCAAUGAUGAGAUUGAAUGGCAUGAUGCAAAUUUGCCUAUUGCUUGCGGUAAGUACAGACUUGGAAGUACUCAGAUAACUAAAGAUAUUGUUAUGUUCUCUCACAAGGUGCAUUGUGUAAAAGGGAGUGCUAGAGGUUCUUAUCUAGUAUAUCCCAUGAAGGGAGAAACUUGGGCAAUUUUCAGACAUUGGGAUAUAGGAUGGGGUUCUAAACCUGAAAAGAAUGCAGAAUAUCAAUUUGAAUUUGUCGAAGUCCUUUCUGAUUUUGAUGAGAAAGAUGGUGUUAAAGUUACUUAUCUGAGCAAAGUGAAAGGGUUUGUUUGUCUCUUUCAGCAAACUGUGCAGAAUGGAGUUGGAUUAUUUUGUGUUCCACCUAAUGAGUUGUAUAGAUUUUCACACCGAGUUCCUUCGUUUAUGAUGUCUGGUGAUGAAAGGAAAGAUGUUCCAAAAGGAUCAUUUGAACUUGACCCUGCUGGCUUGCCUAAGAGUAUUUUUCAGGUUCAAGUUGGCGAUCCAGGCGAUGUGAUGGAGGAUGGAAGGUUAAACAAUGGAGUCAGAUCUUGCCAGGAAUCAUCCAAGUGUAAAGUUGAUCAGGCAAAGUGUAACGAGAGUAUUCCCAAAGCAAAAUUGCAAGAAAGUGGUGGUCCACCUAUCAAUAAAAAACCGCCAAGGUCAAACGCAGAAAAUAUGGGCAAUGGUCAUACAAGUACUAGUCAACAUAAGGUCAGAGAACACAAGAAGUACACAAGCCACAGGGACUACAGUCAACCAGAGGGAAGUGAAGCUGCUGCAAGCCAGACCAAACCGCAGAAACCCAACAAGAGAAAUUAUCAUGUGGAGACAUCGACAGUUCGAAGGUCACCAAGAGAUUUAAGCAAGAAAAAUGAUGCAGGAGGUGCUGGUGAAUGUGCCACUAGCAAGUUGGCUGAUAAUCAUUCCAACACUAACAGUAACAUUAAGGAAACUCAGUCGGUGGGAAAUGAUCACACGUGUUUGGAAAAAGAUUCCGGAGUUGUGGGAGUGCGUCAUGACUUUAAUAAGGAAAAAUCUAGGGAGAUGUUUCAGUGUGGUCAGAUAUGGGCGAUAUACGGUGAUAGGGAUAAUAUGCCUGAUGUUUAUGUUCAAAUCAAGAAGAUUGAAUCCACCUCUAAUUUUAGGUUGCAUGUAUCCGAACUUGAACCCUGCUCGCCACCAGAAGGUUUCAAGCGAGCAAUAUCCUGUGGCUCCUUCAAAAUCAAAAAAGCCAAACCACAAAUUCUUUCUCCCUCAGCAUUCUCUCAUCAACUAAAAGUUGAACCCAUGGAAAAUAGUAUAUAUGAAAUUUACCCUAAAAAAGGUGAGAUUUGGGCUCUAUACAAGGACCAGAAUUCUGAACUUACUUCUUCAGACCAGGACAGAGGCAGACGGGAAUGUCAUAUAGUAGAAGUAUUAGCAGAUAGUGACAAGAGUGUAGAAGUUGUUAUUCUGUUGCGUUUUAGCGGGUCUCAGCCAAUUUUCAAGGCUCCUAUUACGCGGCGAUCUAAGGCCGGUGUAAUUGAAAUAUUAAGAGAAGAGGUUGGUAGAUUUUCACAUCAGGUUCCUGCUUUUCAGCAUAGUGGAGAAGACGAUCUUCAUCUCAGAGGGUGUUGGGUGGCCGAUCCGUCUUCAAUUCCUGGUUUUGCAGUAUAG